AUGUCAAUGUACAGAUUCGUCAAAGAAGGCAGUAGUAAGCGUCUCUUUGUCCAAGGAACUCUCGAGGGCGAAGAAUCGAAACCAAGAAAAUCUAGUUUGAAGAAAUCCUCUCAGUCGCCAGUCGGUUCUCCGAUCACUACCAGUUUGAAUCUUGCUUCGGUCCCGAGAAGCUUACGGGAAGGUUUGACCAGGCACGAGACAGUGUACGAUGGUAAUUACCCAGGCAUGGAGAGGACUUCUAGCUAUCGUUCUGGAUCUUACCGCGAAGAGAGUUACAACGGCCGCGUAGUGCACGACGGUAACCAGACCCACUUCGAAUAUGAUGGCGAAAGCGCUUUGGCUGUGCCGACAUCGGCCGGCGGGAGAGGUAUAUCGGAGCUGCAGGCGAUUCACACGAACAAGCGUUUGUCGACCGAGGUCCUCGGCUCUUCCUUAGAGUCGACGAAGAUCUCGAAGAAAGACGACAGCGGACAACGACGGAUCACAACUAGAAUUGUGAGGAAAGUGACGACGCUUACUAGAGGAGAGGAGAAAGCGUCCGCCGAAGAUCUGGCGAGAGGAGGACGUGAAGUCCAUCGGUCAGCUGAGCACUACAGACAUGUCGAAAUGGAGGAAUCACAUCCUAGAAAAGUAAAGAUAUCAGACAUAGUGGUGGGGCAAGAAGCGAACGUAACCGCUCGCGAGGCGCUGCUGAGCUGGGCUCGGCGGUCCACCGCCAAGUACCCAGGAGUGAGGGUGACUGACUUCACAUCUUCGUGGAGAGACGGUUUAGCCUUCAACGCGCUCAUACACAGGAACCGGCCUGAUCUGAUAGACUGGCGUAAUAUCAGGUCAAGGCAAGUUCGUGAGCGUUUGGAGACAGCAUUCCAUGUAGUCGAGAAAGAGUAUGGAGUUACCAGGCUAUUGGAUCCAGAAGAUGUGGACACACACGAGCCAGAUGAGAAGUCGCUUAUCACGUACAUUUCAUCUCUAUACGAGACCUUCCCCGAACCACCACCGGUGCAUCCGCUAUUCGAUGCGGAGUCACAACGUCGCGCCGCAGCAUACACCGAACAAGCCGCCAUACACCGCGCGUGGCUGCAUGAGAAAUGUGCACUUAUGCAGGACCGUGCUUUCCCGUCAACUUUGAUAGAGAUGAAGAAGCUGCUCAGUGAGAGCACGCGUUUCCGCAACGAGGAGGUGCCGCUCCGACAGAGAGAGAAACAGAAACUCUUCCAUCAGUAUAGAGAACUAGAGAAAUAUUUCGAGUCGGUGGGUGAAUGUGACAUUGAACCGACUCUCCGACCUGAAGCGUUGGAACAGGCCUGGUCACGGCUGCUGAUGGCCACACAAGAGAGGGAGCGAGAUCUCUCCGAUGAGAUCAGACGCUUGGAACGUUUGCAACGGCUGGCUGAAAAAGUACACAGAGACAUAAAACAAACUGAGAGUGGACUGGACAAUGUCGAGCGUCGUAUAGAGAGUGAGAUACGACGGGUGGAACGCGGCGUACACCCCGCCGAGGCCAAGAUGGCGGCCGAACAGAUAGAACAGGAGUUGAGAACUAUGGAGCACGUGAUACAAGAGAUGUUCCAAGACGUACAUACGUUGAAGGAGGGCAAAUACCCGCAGUCAGCUGAAUUGCACCGCCGCGUGCAACAAGUGCAAGAGCGUUGGGCUAACGCGCGUACAUCGUUCGCUAACCGCCUGGUGGCGCGACUGGCGGGCGUGCGGCUGCCCGUGCAGCACACCACCGUGCGCCGCGAGACGAGGACCGUGCUCGAGACGCGCGUGCACGACGCGGGGCCCGGCUUCCAGCAGCUGGCAGACGCCGCGCGCUGGUGCAAGGACAAACUGAAAAAACUUCACGAAUCUGACUACGGAUCUGACUUGCCAUCGGUGCAACACGAACUCGACAAACACCAGAGAGAACACAAACAGAUUGACCAGUUCCACGCCAAGGUGGAGCAAUGCGUUCACAAUCGCUCUAACUAUUCAGGCGAAGAGCUUACCCUUUACAACCAACAUCUUAGUCAACUGCAGAAGCUUUAUGCCGAUUUGCUGUCUACUAGUACGAAACGUAUGUCUGAUUUGGACGCGUUGCAAGACUUCCUUCAAUCAGCCACCGCUGAACUGAAUUGGCUCAACGAGAAAGAGCAAGUGGAGCUCUCAAGAGAUUGGGCGGAUCCUCACAUCAAUCUGCCAGCUGUACAGCACUAUUACGAGCAACUGAUGUCGUCUUUGGAGAAACGUGAACUUCAAUUCAGCAAUGUCAUUGAUAGAGGAGAGGCGUUGAUCGCUCAACAUCACCCUGCUAUUAAGACUAUUGAAGCCCAUUUACAGGUGAUGCAGUCGCAAUGGGCUUGGGUGCUUCAAUUGACAUUGUGUCUGGAAACACAUCUCAAACAUACAACGCAGUACCAUAAUUUCUUUGAGGAGGUGAAAGAAGCAGAGAAGUGGAUACAAAAACGCGAAGAAGCUCUCAACACUACGUUUUCCCAAUCGGAGUUCACUUUGGACCAAGGCGAGCGUUUAUUAAAAGGAAUGCAAGACUUACGCGAGGAACUUAACGCUCACGGCAGCGUUGUUUCUAAGCUAGUGGAUGAAGCUCAAGAGAUUAGACCGGUGAAACAACGCCGGUCACCCAUCACGAGACCUAUAAGAGCCGAGACCGUAUGCGCUUAUAAGCACGCUAAUGUGGCAGUAGAGAAAGGUUCAGCGGUGACUGUGAUCGACAACUCUGGUCGCAGCAGAUGGCGUGUACGUCUCGGCGGUGCGGGUACCGAAGUGCAACUACCAGGAGCGGUGCUAGCGCUACCGCCGCCGUGCCAAGACGCUUUAGAUGCAGCGUCUCGACUGAGGAACUCUUAUGAUAGAGUAAUUCAAUUAUGGCAGAGGAAACAGCUGAGGAUGCGUCAAAACAUGAUCUUCGCUACCAUAAAGGUGGUGAAAGGAUGGGAUUUCCCUCAGUUUGUGGCAAUGGGAGCGGAACAGAGGCAGGCUAUUCGCCGUGCUUUGAAUGAGGACGCCGAGAAGUUAUUGGCUGAAGGCGACCCUGCUGAUCCUCAACUUCGACGCCUACGCAGAGAGAUCGAUGACGUCAACAGGCUGUUUGACGAGUUUGAACGGCGAGCCAGGGCUGAAGAGGAGUCCAAGAAUGCCGCGCGCAUCUUCACGGAACAGUCAUCGAAUCUUCUCGAACGUCUUGAAGUCCUUGAGCGGCAACUACACGAGAGAAUUGCUAGCCACAUCCCUAGAGACCUAGACACCUUGGAACACCUCGUAUUGCAACACAAAGACUGGGAAACCAGUCUACAUUCACUGUCAUCAGAUGUAGAAGAAGUCCAGGCAACUUUCAGAGGUAUUGCUCUCAAGACUCCGGCCAUGAAGAAGAAUCUAGAUAAGGUUAUGGGCAAGUGGAACGAUAUGCAGAGCAAGAGCCAACUCUUCGUCGAAAGGUUGAAAUUCGUGGAGAUAGUGGUUAACAGCAUGGAAGAGAACCACCAGACCAUCUCAGAGUUCGAGAUCAAACUUGCUCAGUUCAACGAUCUUCCUAAUGACGUAGAACUGUUGAAGGAUAUACAUGAAGACCUACUCCGCAUGCAAGUAGCUGUCAGCAAACAGCAAAUACAAAUAGACCAGAUGAACGAUGACGCUGAAAACUGCAGGCGUCUAGUGGAGAGCUCAAGAGCUGCGCUCCCGCAUUCCUCGCUGCCCAGAGCUGGAAAACAUAUUGACCUCGAGAGAUUGGACAAAGAAGUGUCGCAGCUGAAUAAUAGAUGGAAUAACGUUUGCAGUCAGCUGGCUGAAAGAUUACGCAGCUGCGAAGCAGCAUACCAACUCCUGCGCAACUACAACGCGGGCUUGGAAAAAGAAGCCGAGUGGAUCGACGAUACAUUCGGCAAGCUUCAAGCUCAACCACCUAUAGAAGUCCGCCCCAAGGAACAAUUCGAACCCACCAGGAAUCUACUGACAAGUGUUGUGGAGAGGACACCAAAGAUUGAGAAGGUUAACGUUGACGGUGGCAAGUUCAUUAGGGAGGCUAAGAUACACACAUCGCGAUGUCAGCGUUACGCUGAGUGGUUAUGCGACGAGGUACACCCGUCAUUGGAUAUGAAGCAACUAAAGAGGCAAGCGGACGUCGAGAUGGCGGAACGACUGCGGAACAGGGGCCGGCAGGUGGAUCCGGAACGUGUUCCUGUCGGAACAGAAGCUGUCGCGAGGGAGUUGGACGAGUUGAACGCGAACCAUCAGAAAUUAUUGGACUUGCUUUACGAGAGACUGAGGAGGAUAGCCGCUGCCAACCCUGGAGAUAUUGUUACAUUGCGUCUCGUGGAGGCGAUGGCGCCGCGUUCAGCUCGCUCCUUCCGCCAGGAGUUCAACAUGCAGGACCUGGCCACCACAGAGCAUACGGUCACCCACAUUACUACGGAAAAAUAUGUCAGGACAUCACACACGACAGAGUUAGAUGGUACACCUAUCAAAUCAAUGGCCAAUGGAAAACUAAGUUCGCCUAAAUAUACAAGCAAAACGAUUUUAUCUGACUACGACAAACCUGAUUUACGGAAUCUCAAAAGAAUUUACAAAAUGUACGAGGGUACCGAUAUCACCGAAUCGCGAGGUAUAGUCCACCCUGAAACUAGAGAAAUUUUGACAGUCGGUCAAGCGAUCAGCAUGAGGAUACUGGACGUUAGAACCGGGCGAUUAGUAUCAUCUCCUGAUACACGACAAACUAUAUCAAUUGAACAAGCAGCAGAAAAAGGUCUUAUUGAUCCAAAACUAGCUGCACGUCUAACAGGACCGUGCGGGAUGACAGAAGAUGGAAACGAAGUCACCUUACUAGAAGCUAUCCAAAGAGAAUUAUAUGAUGCCGAACAAGGACUUGCCGAUCCAGCAGAAAAAAGAAUUAAGGUAACAGUUGAAUCUGAAAAGCCCAGCACACAAGGAAUGAGUAUCUCUGAUGCAUUAAACUGUGGUCAAGUCGAUCUCCAAAGGGGCUUGUAUAGACUACCAAAUGGAAGCUACAUUACAAUAGCUGAAGCCUAUCAAAAAGGUUACCUCAUAUACAACGAGAUUAUCAAAAUAAAGUCGAGUGCUUUGUCCUUAUCUGACGCGAUUAGUCAAGAUUUAGUAGACAACAAUGGUUGGAUUUUGGAUAGGAAUUCGGGCGAUAGGUUCCAAUUAGAUACUGCUAUUAAAAAUGAAUUGAUCAAUCCUCAUAUUAGAGAAAUCGUUGAUCCUAAAAAUGACAGAAAAAUAACUCUUGUUGAAGCGAUUGACAAAAAUAUUAUUAACACCGUUCAUUCUAAAUACGUACAUAAUAUUACAAAAGAAAAGCUUUCUUUCAAAGACGCAGCAAUUAAACGAUUUAUUUGUAAACCUAUGACUCUAAAAGACGUUUGUGAUAAUAAUCUUAUGACUAAUGACGGUAAAAUUUUAUCUCCAACACAUAGGGUACCUUUAAGUAUUUUAGAAGCAAUCUCUACUGGAGUUCUUGACAGUGACGAUGUAAAAUGCAUAACUGAUACAACUACUGGACAACUUCUUACUUUAUCUGAGGCAUUAGCUGCUAAGAUAAUUUUAACUGAUAAUAAAUUUCGUGAUAACUUAACUGGAGAGAUUUGUACGAUACCUGAAGCAGUCGAUAGGGGUCUUAUCACGUCAGUUUCACAAAGAUCGAUAUUCAAUAUUGACGGUUUUAGAGAUCCAAAAACAGGAGAGUUUAUUUCUUUUAACUCUGCAUCCAAAAAAGGUUACCUUAAAUAUGUUAAUGGUGAAACUUUCCUUAAGUCUGAAACUGGAGAUUUUGUAUUCAUAGAAGACUGUACAAAAGUGUCCAUAGUCCGUCCUGAAGUUUUAGAAAUGUUUAAUCGUAAGAUAGGAGUUUAUGAAAAUGGAAAAGAACUAACUGUGUUGGAUGCAGUAUUCAAAAACAUUCUUGAUCCCAAAACGGGUCAUUUACUUGAUGCAACUACUAAGAAACCCAUCCCUUUUAAUAAAGCCGUAGAAAUAAAUAUGAUUACUCCUGAAGGGGCAGCAUUAUUAAAUUCCCUCCUUAAUAUAACUCUUACUUUACAAACAGUUACUAAAACGGUAAAGCGUUAUGUCACUGUAACAAAUACUAAUGCAUCACAAAGAUCCGAAGCAAUACUUACUUUUACUGAAGCUAUACGUCGGGGUCUUAUUGACGAAAAUACGCAGACGUUUACAGAUCCAACUACUGGAACUGUAUUCCCUAUUCAACAAGCUCUAGAUGAAGGUUUGCUCGGCGUAGACAAAAACGAACCCCGAAUUGUUCGCAUUCCAGAAAUAACCCGAAAAGAAUUGAUUCCCGGACAAGUAGUAGAACUUAAAAUCACAAAAAAGUCAUUCAUUCCUGAUUUGCCACCUAGUCCUGAGAGUAAAUUGCAACAAGAAAAUAGACCGGAAACUAUUAAGAGCCCUGAUUUAGUUACUCGCGAUGUAAUUCAACAAGAAUCUAUAAUUCAGAAAGUAAAAACUGGAAUCACGAAAUCUGUAACAACAGAACCGACUGUAACAUCAUUAACGAUUAGAAAAAAUACUAUUGAGCUGCCACGUGAUGGCUGGACCCUUAGAGAAGCCAUAUCGCAAAAAUUUUUCAAUCCUGUUACUGGUAUUUUUGUUAUUCCCGGAACUGAUAGAAUCAUAGAUCUUAAAGAAGCUCUUAAGCUUAAUAUUAUUAAUCCUAAUUCUGCGGUAGUUAUCAAUCCCAAAACUAAAAAAGAAACAUCCUUAAAAAGUGCCAUCGAUAUGCACAUUCUUGAUAACACAGGUAAUUAUAAUCUGCCUACUGGUUUAAUUAAUAUGAAAGAAGCUAUCGAUAGUAAAUUUAUUGUUUUUGUUGAAAUUUCUACUAAUAUAUCAUUACAGAAAGUUAUAACUAUAACUUCAGUUGCCGGCAUGCCUGAUGAAAUUGAAGUUUCCGAAAUAAAUAAAUCUACAACCCCUUAUGAUGUCGUAAGAGAAGAACAAACAAUUUUAGAACCUAUUCAGGUAGAGCCAGGUGUUAUAUAUGAUCCAGCUACGGCUUUAAUUAUAUCGACUACGUCAGGUGUUUCAGAAAAUAUUUUAGAUGCUGUUGACCGGGGUAUAGUACCAAGUGAUAGUGUCAAAGUUAUAGAACCGUUCACAGGGAAUCGAAUUACUCUAAAACAAGCAUUAGAUAAAGGUAUAUUAGACAAAAAAUCUGGAGACUAUAAAGAUAAGUCCGGUAAUAAAAUAAGUUUGUCAGAUGCAGCAAAAAUAGGCUUAAUCACAGUUAUAGGAGCCCCGUUAGUCGGAGCAGCAAAGGUUAUUCAAGUCGUUAAAAGUACCAUGGUGGUAGACCCAAGAACGGGAGAAAAAGUGCCUAUGGAAGUAGCUUAUGAAAGAGGUCUCGUGGAUCCAUUAACUUACAAGAAAUAUGAAGAUUCUAUUAGAGAUAAAUCUCCAGAAUAUGAUUCUACAAUACACAAAGAAAAAUUGGCAACGACAUCAACCAAAACAGUUACAUUUACGCAAGUCAAUACUACGCCAACAUUAACUAGCACUACUAUUAUGUAUAUCAUAGAUCCUAUGACAAAUGAGAAAGUGCCUAUAGAUGUUGCACUUGAAAAAGGGUUAAUUGAUGAAAAGAUUUAUAAUGAAUAUAUUAAGUUAAGUGAAGAUCCUUCUCAAAUUCAGAGCAGCACUAGUACUGUGUCAGUUACUGAAAGUGCUCAUACACCCAAUGUAACGAUAACUACGGUUGUAGAUCCCGUUACUGGCGUUAAAGGACCUAUAGAUGAUGCUUAUAAGAAAGGAUUAAUAGAUUCAGCAUCACAUCAAAAAUAUAAAGAAACCUAUUCUCCCCAGUUCUUUAACCCUGAAGUCUUAAAAACUCCUAGUGAUAAAAAUACGGUGACCUUUACUCAAACUACUAAACCUGUCACUGUGGGUGCUGCUGUUUCAGAAGGUUUUAUUACUGUAGAAUCAAUUCAAAAUAGCAUUUUAGCUGAUACUAGAAAACCUGUUAAUACAUCAUCGGUAAUGCAAAUCAAACGUCCGUCUGAUAUUAUACAAAUAACACAAUCGCAGGUAUCUGCAAUACCUAAAUAUAAACUUCAAGUUCCUACAGAAAGUGUCAUCGAGAGUCAAGUUAUAGAAAGUAAACCUGUAGUUUUACAAAAACUUAGAAAACGAGUAGUGACUCCAUUAGAAGCAGUCGAAAAAGGUUUACUAAGUAAAGAAACUGCAAAAAUUUUGGAAUCUGUUAAAGUUUACAAAGAUGAAAAUGGCAGACCUCUUUCACUCGAAAAAGCCAUCGAACAAGGCUUUAUAGAUGACGAGAAAGGUGAAAUUAAAGAUCCUCUUCAUGGCGAUAUCGUUAAUAUUAAAGAAGCUCUAGAAAGAGGUAUACUAGACAGUGAAGGACAGGAUGAAGUUCUUAUUCCUUUAGCAAAGAGUCUUUCAGUUGCAGAAAUUUUAGAACAAGGUUUAUUAGACCCCGUUACGGGUAAAAUAAUUCACCCAGAAACUGGUAACCAUUUGACGUUAAGAGAAGCAAUUAUUUGUGAUAUAGUCGACCCAUUAUCUUCUGUUAAUAUUUCUCCAGGUAAGAAAAUUACACUUGCUGAAGCUAUAGAGAAGAAUAUAAUAGAUAAUGACAAGAAUGUGGUAAAAACAAGCAAUGGUAUUCUAGAUUUAAUAUCAGCUGUGAAUGCCUCUGUUUUUUCUGAACCAGAAACUGCGAGUGUUGAAAAGAUUCCACCAGCUGCUUUGACAUUACCUCUUGCUAUUAAGAUAGGUCUAAUUGACCCAGAUACCAGAACCAUGAAGCACCCACUUACUGGUGAUGUCAUAACUAUAAAAGAAGCAGUAGAAAAAGACUUGUUAAUGGCGUUACCCUAUCCACAUUCUAAUGACACUAUUACUCUUGAAGAAGCUUUAGACAAAGGAAUAGUGGAUUUGAAAGAGAAUACAUUUACAGAGCCAACUUCGAAAGAAAUUAUUCCUUUGGACAAGGCAAUGGAACAAGGCUUGCUAACUAUUAAGCCCAACAUGGAUGUUUUACAAACAACUGGAGUUAUGACGACCAUAACAGAAACAUUUUCAUCUCAGCACACGAUCACUACUAAAAUGAUAGAAUUACUGGCUGAUUACGUUCUAAUUAGUGCAAAUGAAGUUCAAAACACAAAAACAGGAGAAAUAAUCUCGAUGGAGGAUGCCCGUCUACAGGGCAUUGUUCAUGAUGAAAAAACUAGCAAGGAACAAUUCAUAACUAACGAAACAAACAUAAGUUUCGAAGAUGCUCUUAAACUUGGAUAUAUUAAUAUAGAUCAAGGUACGUUUACCCACCCCAGUACUGGAGCAGUAAUUUCUAUUUCAGAGGCAGUUAAUUCUGGCAUCCUUAAUACGGAAGUAAUUACUACAGAUGAACCCAAAAUAUCAACAACAAAGAAAGACUUGGAAAUGUUGGAUCUCAAUGAAGCCUUUGAUCUGCUGUUUGACGAAAAAAGUCAAACAUUUAAAGAUCCAAAAUCUCCUACAAAAUCAAUAACAUUAAAGGAAGCUAUAAAACAAAACAUUAUUAAUCCAAAAUCUAUUAUAUAUGACGUAGAAGCUGCUAAACCAGUUACUGUUCAAGAAGCCAUAAAUACAGGUUUGAUUGACAACAAAUCUGGAAAAAUUAAAGAUCCUGAUACAGGAAAGUCAGUUGACAUUAAAAAUGCAGCUAAGAUGGGUUUGAUAGCAGUUGUGGCUGCACCUGUAUUAGCAGGCCUAGCUGUAGUUCAAGGUGCAAAAGCUGUGACGAGUAAAAUAAUGCAACCCAAGAAAACUGUUACAGAGAUAGAAAGAGCAACUGAAGAAACGAUCACCCCAGUUAAAAGUAUUAUAAGUUCUGUAAAACUACAACCAAUGCCGAUUACGAGUGAUAAGGAAAAGCAAAUAGAAACUUCUCCACAAGAUAUCACUAAUGAAAAACAACUAUCGCAAGAUACAUCAAUAACAAUAAUGGACACUAAUAAAAAUACACCUGAUCAAGCUAGUCUUAAGAUAGAACAUUCAAAAGCUCACCCUGUUCACAAAGAAAAAAAUACUGUAGAGCAAAAACAACAACAAACAUUGAUUGAAGAAUUACCACCACCAGUACAAAAUGUGAUUUCCACCAUGAUUAAUUUGCCUGAAAAAUCAGAAAGUCAAGAGCCAACGCUACAAGAAAGUCAAGAAAUAAGUAUAGAUACAAUUCAUCACAGUGAUAUAACUGACAUUCGAGAAUUAUGUGUAACUAUUGACGAGAACAUAUCUAAAGAGAAAACCACAUUAAGAGAUCAACAAAAACUAGACGAAUCAAAAGAAUUAACACCUGAACAAGCAAAGCUGAUUGAGUAUAAAACUUCGAAACCUAUUGAAGUUGUUCAUAUUUCUCCAAUACUAACUCGGCAAACUGGCAAUGCCAUAAAGGAUUCUGAAAAAUUUAUUCUUGAAGAAACUGCAAUAAGUAUACAUGGUGCGGUACCGGUGACAAAAUCUUCAAGUUCUUCCCAACCUGAUAAAUCCAUUUUGAUAACUACAACUGUAGAACCAGAAACAAAUCCUGACUCAUCUAAAGCGUUUGUGCAAGAACCAGUUAUACAUGAAUAUCGUGAAGUUACCCCUGAUAAAAUUGAACAUACUAAGGUAAGCAAAACAAUUGUGUCUAAAUCAGAGCCUUCAGAAUAUAUAACAGAAAAUACGAGUACAGUCGUAACUACUAAGUUAUCCAAAGUAACUACGGUAGAAUUAACGCAGAAUGAAUUUACGUCACAUCAUAUAGUCACUGAGGAAACAAUUGAACCACAAGCGGCACUAGAAAUAUUAAGCAGUGACAAAGAAAAAUUAGUUACAAAAGCCGAUGAUGAAAUAGAUGAACCUUCAGUAACAAUGAUGGAAAUAACUAAAACUGUUAAAUAUGUAGACUCCAAGAAGGAGCCAAACAACGAACCUACAAUCAAAGAUAUCUCUCCGGUAAACGUAAUAGAAAAAGAUAAAAUUAAAUUUGAAUAUAACAAACAAGAUAAUAACGACGCCUGUAUUCGAGACCUAUCUAUGCCUAGAAAGAUCGAUGAGAAAUUAGUCAGCGAUUCUUUCAAAAUUGAUAAAAAAAUACCCGAUGAUAUUCAAGAUACAACAACUAAAAUUCAACCAAUAUUAGACUCGGUUGACGAUAUAUUUACAGCUGUUAACAAGGGUAUCGUCUCCACUGAAACUAUUCAUAUAGUAGAUCCAAAAACCGGUAAAGACUUAACUUUCAAGGAAGCAAUAAGUAAAGGAGUUGUCGAUGAAAAAACAGGAGAAGUAACCAGUAAUACUGGAACAAAAAUCAGUUUCAGUGAUGCAGCUAAAUUAGGAGUAGUUGCUAUUAUAGGAGCUCCAGUUCUAGCCGCAUCAAAAGUUGUGGAAAUGGUUAAGAAUGUCAUAAUAGUAGAUCCGAAAACCGGUGAGAAAGUUCCUUUGAAUGAGGCGAAAAGGCGAGGUCUGGUUGAUUCUGCAACUAACAUUAAGCAUGAGCUAUCCACAAAAGAAACUAGUCCUGGCGUUACAAGGGAACAUACAUCAAUUAUAACGGAACAGUUAUCAACUACCGCUGCUAAGCCUAUUGUGGUUAAAACUUCGCAGCCGGUUAUAACUGAAACUAUCAUAACGACAGUUGAAAACCUAUCCCUGGAUAAUGCUAUAGCACAACCUUUGAAGCCUGACAACUAUGAUGGUAAAACAAUAUCAGCUCUUUUGAUCGAUGCUGAAAAACAGCCACUUAAAGUAAUUGAUGAAAUAACGGAACAAAGUUCAGUAAAAUUAACUCCACCAAAAAGUAAACCUUUGUAUGAAAACAUUACAUUAGUCGAUGCUAUAUCAAAAGGUAAAAUCGAAUCAAAGGUAUGUAGAAUUAUUAUAAAUGGCAUUGAAUCUCCAUUAACUGUGCAAGAUUCCAUAGAACAAGAACAAAUAAGUAAGUUUGCAUUGGUAGAUAUUUUGUCGAAGAACGUAGUUAGUGUCAAAGAAACUGAACCAAAGUAUUAUAUUGCUAUUUCACAAAAGCUUACACCAGAAGAACUUUCUGAGAUGGGUGUGUAUGAUAUCGAAAAACAAGUAUUUUUGAACCCUGAAACAGGUUCUAAAAUAUCUUUUGAAGAAUUAGUCUACGGGUUACAUGUCUUUGACCCUAAAACAAUACUUGUCAAAGAUUUGGGCUCCAAAUCUGACGACUAUAUUUCAUUCGAAGAAGCUAUUACAAGGCCAAUUAUUGAUAAAAGCACUGGACAUAUGGUUAAUCCAAAAACGGGCAAACGGGUCCCUUUUUUGGAAUGUGUACAGAUAGGAUGGAUUGUAGAAAAACCAGAAGAUGUAACGGUCUCUGAACAAAUAUCCAUCGAAAAAGCGUUAGAGCAUGGUCUGUAUAAUCCUAAAACGAGUGAAAUAGUCGACAUAAAUUCAGGUAAAUUAGUUCCGAUCGGUCAAGCCGUUGAGAGUGGUUUAGUUGAUCAAGAAUCAUUCUUAAUAAAAGUGCCCUUUACUAACGAGAAUAUCCCAAUAUCUGAUGCUGUUGAACGUGGUAUUAUAGAAAUACAUGAAGGUGUUAUUACUAUUGUUGAAACUCAUCAAGUUAUAGAAAUGUCAGUAGCAAUUCAAUGUGGAAUUAUAACAUUGGCGCGAAGACCAGUUUCUAUUGAAGCUAUUAUUGUAAAUGAUAUGCUAGAACCAAAAACAGGGCAGAUUAAAGAUAUAGUCACUGAUCAAUUAGUAAGUGUUAGCGAUGCUGUAGAUAGAAAUAUUAUUCAUCCUACUAUAUCUGAAAUAAAAGACACAGCAUCGGAAAUAUUUAUUCCUCUUUCGGAAGCGUUGAAUACAAAUCUUAUUCACCCGGAGACUGGCAAAAUCAAAGACAAGAAGACUGGCGAAGACAUUCCAUUAAAUGAUGCUUUGAAAAAAGGUUUACUUGCCACUAAAGACGUCACGUUUUCUUUGUUUGAUAUUAUUGAAUUAGGUUAUUAUUCUCCUGAGACUUGUCAAAUUUUAAACCCGAAAACCGGUAAAGCAGUAACAUUAGGUCACGCCAUAAAAGAUAAGCUAAUCGACCCAUCAGACGUUAAAAUAAAAGACGAUAAUUCUGAAGCAGUUUUGCCAUUUGAUCAGGCUGUAAAAGUAGGACUUGUAGAUACAGAGAGAGGUAUCAUUACCUCUCCAGUUUUUAAUCUCAAAGAUGCUCGCGAUAAAGGUUAUUUGCUUCACGACAAGAAACCUUGGACAUUACAAGAGGGUCUUGUUCAAGAGUUUUACAAUCCAGAAACCGGUCUCUUAACCAUCAAUGAUGCCACAAUGACAUUAGCGGAUGCUAUCCAAAAAGGAGAUAUUAAUCCCGAUGCAAUGACUGUUAAAAAUUCCAUUACUGGUGAUAUAAUUUCUUUGAAUGACGCUAUUAAAAUUGGAAUCAUAGAUUCAAAAGAAGGCAAGGUAAAUGACCCUGUCCAUGGUGACAAAAUCUCUCUUACCGAUGCGUCAGAGCGAGGACUUAUUGUACCCGCGAAACGUAAACUUAGUUUACCUGAAGCUGUAUUCAAAGGAUUUUAUGACCCUAAAACUGGUAAAUUCUCACAUCCGGAAAGUAAAGAAAAAGUUCAGACUGAUAGAGCAAUUAAAAAGAGAAUGAUAGACCCUCAAUCAACUUUAGUACAUGUAGGAGGCAAAGUGAUACCAUUUGAAUUCGCAGUUGACAAAGGGAUAGUAGAUGGUAGGACCGGCACCGUUCUGUUAGGAUAUGAUAAAGUAGAUUUCCGAGAAGCUUUUGAAAGAGGUAUAUUAGUUGAAGUGCGCAAACCUAUGUCCCUUAUUGAAGCGCUUGAAAAGGGAAUUUAUAAUGAAAUCACUGGCCUUUUUAUGGACCCUCAAACAGGUAAAAAGCAUACUCUUGCAGAAGCUAUUAAAUUAAACUUGAUUGACCUCAACUCUGUACAUGUUCAAGAUAACAGACUGGGGAAAUGGAAUAAAAUUACACUUCCCGAAUCACUACAAAUAGGUGUUAUUGAUGAUAAAACUAGUAAAAUUAAAAAUAUAAACAAUGAAAAUGAAGAAAUCAGCCUUCGCAAAGCUUUUGAAAUUGGUUUACUCGUGGAUAGUAAAGCACCUAUUAGCUUACAAAGGGCUUUACAUCAAGGUCUUUAUGACGAUGCGACUGGAAAAAUUUGUGAUCCAACUACUAAUCGUAAAAUAACUCUUCAUGAGGCCAUAAGGCGUUCUAUUAUUAGUCCAAAGCAUUUAUGUUAUUUUGAUAAAAAAUCAGAAAAGCCAUUAUCUCUAGCGGAAUGUUGUCGCAGUGAAAUUGUGGAUAGGAGAAAUGGAAAAUUCACUGAACCUGGAUCAGAUGUUCAAAUACCAUUAUCAGAAGCAAUGAGUUUAAGUUUAAUAGUAGAUAUUGAAAGUGCUGGGUUUACUUUGUACGAAACGUUAGCUAUGAAUAUGUAUAAUAUUACUGAACUUGUUUUUGUGCACCCUGUUACAGAAAGAAAAUUAUCUCUUAAUUCAGCAAUAACGGAAGAACUUAUCAAUCCGCAAAUGUCUCUAGUAAAACAUAUUCCUACAAGUAAAUAUAUCAAAUUAGAAGAAGCUAUAAAAAGUGGCGUUAUUGAUGGAGAUAACAGUGUCUAUGUACUACCUAAUGGUAAUCAAAUAAAUUUACUUGAUGCGAAACAUCGUGGCUUAAUAGUUACGGCUAAGAAAAAUAUUAGUCUUGAAGAAAUUAUUAAAAAUGGUUUCUUUAGAUCUGAUAACGGAAAAGUUGUAGAUCCUGUUACUAAUGAAUUUAUCGAUUUAAAUAAAGCUAUUGAAAUUAACUUCUUAAAUCCCGAUUCAACUGUGGUGAAAGAUAACAUGACUUAUAAAUACAAACCUUUUAUAAUAGCUAUCCAACAAGGGGAUGUCGAUGUUUCAAAAGGUAGAGUUCUUGAUACGAAAGCUAAGAAAACUUAUAGUUUAGAUAUCGCAUUUGACAAGGGUCUACUUGUAACAGUUGUUCAGCCCCUUACAACUCAAUCUAUAACUAAACGUUAUGUUCCGGAGGCAACUUCUAAAGAGCUACAACUAAGAGAAUUCACUCUAGACGAAGCUAUCAAAUACGAAUUUAUAGAUUUAGAAACCGCUGUUAUAAAGGAUCCUCGCAAAAACAAAUACAUUCCAUUAAAAUUAGGUAUGAUUGAAGGUAUAAUAGAUAAAAAUGUUAAAGGUUCUUUUGAUACACAAAAUCGCGCGCGUUCUCUUUGUUUCGUUUUUGAAAAUAGCUUGAUUGUAUAUGUUCGAGAACCUCUCACGUUUGAGCAAGCUUUAGAAAACGGUCAUAUAAAUGUUGCCGCCGCUCGAUUUACUGAUCCACAUUCCAAUGAAGUAUUAACAAUAAAAGACGCUACAACUUUAGGUUAUAUCGAUUCGGACACUGCGCUCAUUAAAGAUAAUCUCAAAAAGAGGUUAGUUAAACUGCCAGAAGCGUUCCGAAAGGGCCUUAUGGAUGCUGAAAAGGGUAAUAUUUUGGAUACUGAAACCUCUAAACUGAAUACACUGGCGUCAGCUAUAGAGAGUGGACUCCUAAUGACACCUAAAAAAAGUUUCACUCUCAUCGAGACAAUUACUUUCGGAAUUUACAAUCCAACAACUGGAGCGUUAAACGAUCCAUUUAUAACGACCAGUGUAAUAGAUAGAAAGAGGUUGAAUUUAGGCGAAGCGAUUCAACAGGGAAUUGUAGAUCCAUCCAGUACUGUAGUCAAAGAACCGGAGACUGGAAAGAUUUGGCCAUUGGUUCAAGCGAUUGAACAGAAACUCAUCGAUCCAAUCGAAGGCAGACUGGUUAUAGAUCCUAAGAAAGAGAUCAGCCUCGACUUAGUGAAAGCUCAUAAGAAGGGUUACUUACUGCCAGCAGAAACGAGGCAAGCAGUUGAAGAGAAGUACAGGCUUUGUGAUGAGACACUUUCUAAGUUAUUGGAAUGGAUUGCGAUCGUUGAAGAGAGACUGGCCAAUCAAGAAGCAGCAAAAGAAGAUAUGGAUGAGCUACGAAAUCAAAUAAACAUCUUGAAGCUUAUCAAGGAUGACUUGGAGAGUCACCAGCGCCAGGUAUCUGCGUGCGCUGACCAGGCUAAACAACUUCUAGUCUCCGGUGGAGAUGUGCUGGCACCACAUGAGGUGGCGGCAUUAGAGCGUGGCGUGCGCCAACUGAAACAGCGGUGUGACAAGUGCAGUGACAAGUGUGACAAGAUGUUGCGUCGCUUAGCCGCCGCUAGGGAUGAACUCGGCAAAUUCAGCAAUGAACUGAACACUUUCAAUGCCUGGAUGGAGGGCGCAUACCGCCUGCUGGAAGAAAAGGAGGCGGCUAUAUCCAAAUUAGACAAGUUACCCCACCAGGGAGACGACAUCAGGGAGUUUGUGUCUGACGUCAUAGCUCACCAAGCCGACCUUAGGUUUAUAACAAUGGCCGCACAGAAGUUCUUAGAUGAAAGCAAGGAAUUCCUGAGUAUUCUGAACGAGUACCGUACAACGUUGCCGUCGCGGCUGUCUCACGUGUCCCCGGGCGCGGAGAGCGCGGUCCGCGAGGGCGCAGCACUAGCGCGCCGCCGCCACGCCGACCUCGCGGCGCGCGCGCAGCGGCUGCAGGACCGCCUCAGGGGCACCGCCCACCUCACCAAGCAAUACAACCUCGCUUUGGAGAAGGCCGGCAAGUGGAUAAACGAUAUCGAACCACAAGUCCGCUCAGUACUAUCUGAACCGGUAGGCGGUGAACCGAGAGCGGUUGAAACGCAAUUGGCUAAGGCGAAAGCUCUGCACUCGGAGAUACUAUCGCAGGGACGUCUCAUCGACAAUGCUAAAGAUGCUUGCGAUCAGCUAGUGAAAUCGCUGGAAGGCAACUUGACACCAUCAGAGAUACGUCAACUCGAAGUUCCAGUGUUAGAUUUGACUGCUCGAUACAAGGACAUAGAUGGCGCUGUAGGCUCUAAAUGCGCGGAGUUAGAAGCGGCGCUACUGCAAUGCCAAGGAUUACAGGAUGCAGCGGAAACACAAGCCCAUUGGCUGGGACAGGUCGAGAAUGUAUUCAAGAACCAAAUGAAGCCUGCAUCUCUGAUCCGCGAGAGGCUCGACGAGCAAGUUCGCGAGCAGCGCAUCACGCACGGCGAGGUGGAAGCACGUAGGGCUGCACUCGCGCAACUACUCACCGCCGCCAGGGAUGCCGCUAGAGCGCCCUCUAACGCCAGGAUAGCGAGGAAACUGGAGCAACGAGCCGAGGAAAUAUAUGCCAGAUAUGAAAAGCUUCUAGAGCGUUCAAUAAAGCGGGGCCAGUUCUUAGAAGAAGUAUCGAACGAGUUGGCAGUAUUCAGCCAACAGGCGGCGACACUGGACGCGGCACAUUCGCAUCUCUUAGAACAAGCCGAUACCAGAGAACUCGCCAGAAGUAACGCUGAAGAACUACGCGCUAGAUUAGCUGAUUUGGCUCACUACAGGGAUAAACAAAUGCCGCUGCUUGAAGAUUGUCUUCGUAAUGGCAAACAGCUUAUAGCCAAGAAAGAUGUCACGGAUACACAUGUGGUUCGCGACAGGAUGAAGAUCUUGGAGAAUCAAUGGCGCGAUUUCAACACCGCGCUAGAAGAGAAACAGAAAUUAUUCAAACAACGUGCCGACCAGCUUAACCAGUACGAGACACUCAGAACUCAGGUGCUCGAAUGGCUGCAGUCUAUAGAGAACAGAGUUGGAAGACUCAAGCCUGUGGCCGUUGAUUUAGACGUUAUCAAAAUACAACAAGAUGAACUGCGGCCACUCACCAAGGAGUACAGAGAUUAUUCAGUCACCAUAGACAAGGUCAACGAAGCAGGAGCAGUGUACGAAGCAUUAUCACGCGGUGAACGAGCUGAUAGUCCUCACCGAAGACGUCUAUACAGUCCCACUAAACGUCACACGCCCAGCCGUACACUGGACGGAAGAUCUCCAUCGCCAACUAAAGGUCACGGGCUGGCUAGUCCCGCGUCUACACAUUCCACCUCUAGUGGGUUCUCUUCCCGCCGUUCCAGUCAAGAAGGAUUCCAUCUUGAAGAACUGUCCGGGGUACAACAACAGUUGGCUGAAAUCAAUAACCGCUACAGCCUAGUAGGCAGCCGCCUUAACGAUCGUCAGGCGGAAUUAGACGCGCUCCGUACCGAAUUACGCCGACAUUUAGACAGCUGUCGGGCUCUACAAUCCUUCCUGGAUAAGGUCCAAAGACAACUGCCCAAAGAUUCGAUACCCAACACCAAAGAAGAGGCAGACAAGACGACGAAACAAGCUCGCGCUGUGCUAGAAGAAAUGUACGAGAAGCAGAGCAUUCUAGACUCCACUAAGACACAGGUUCGUGAGCUGCUUAAACGCAAGCAAGGCGUAGAGGGCGCUGAUCGCUUGCAUGAUGAAAUGGAAGACGUCGCUACACGCUGGAAGGCUCUACACGAUGCUUUCAAAGACAAGAUUCGUCUAAUGGAGGAGAUGAAGGACUUCCAUGACACUCAUAGUAACUUGACCCAAUGGUUGGGCGCCAAAGAUCGCAUGAUGGCUGCCCUAGGACCAAUCUCGUCUGACUCUAGGAUGGUCCAGACACAAGUACAACAAGUACAAGUAUUACGCGAAGAAUUCCGCGUCCAACAGCCGCAGUUAGCUCAUCUAGAUGAAGUGGCGGCCGCCGUGUUACAACGUUUAGAACCAAAAUCACAAGACGCAGACUCGCUCCGUCGGAAAGUGCAACAAGUGAAAGACCGCUGGAACGAACUACUUGCCAAGUUGGAAGCACGCGGUGAAAGCUUAGGCGCCGCAGCGGAUACGUCUCGCGAGUUUGAUGCCGGACUGGCACGUCUCAGAGACGCUCUACACGCUAUAGGAGAUCAACUGGACCGUUUACCGGAACACGAGCCCGAUGAGAGAUUACGCAAGAUAGAGAACUUGGAAAGGCAGUUGGAAGGUCAGAGGCCUCUGCUAGCGGACUUGGAGGCUGCAGGCGCGGCUCUAGCGACUGUUUUAUCAGAUCCCUCAUCGAGACAAGACAUACAGAGCAAACUGGCAGCUGUGGCACGACAAUACGACAACCUGCAGAGGAAACUAGACCUAAAGAAAGCGGAAAUAGAGGCGGCUUUGAAGGAUGGUCGCAACUUGGAGGAGAACGUGGCCAAGACUCUUGGUUGGUUACAAUCCGAGUUGGCCGCGUUACCUGGCCGCCUGCAGGUAUCAGCCGACAGUACGCGACUUCAACAACAGCUGGAACGUCACGAGCCUUUAUAUAGAGAACUCAGCCAAAGAGAACAUGAACUCAUCAUGCUACUUGACAAAGGUCGCGAAAUGGAGAAGAAACCGUCAUACCAGGGUCUCCGUAAAGACCUCGAUAGGAUUCAAACUCAAUGGGACAAACUUAAGCGGGAAAUCGUCGACCGCUAUACACGACUCCAGACUGCUAUGGAACACUGCCGUAAAUACAGCAAGGCUCAGGAAUCUUUCCUGCCGUGGUUGAGCUCAGCCGAAGAAAGAGUGGCUCAACUUCCGCCCACAGCGUUCACAAGACGAGAAGUUGAAGCUCAACUGAGACAACUGCAGCUGUUGCGCAACGACAUCUGGAAGCGGUCUGGCGAAUACGAGAACAACAAGACACUCGGCGAGACGUUCAUCUCGGCAUGUGACGUUGACCAAGAGAUUGUUAGGAAACAACUAGACUCCAUGAGAGACCGAUGGGAUAGACUCAACAAUGAAGUACUUCAACAAGUGGAAUUCUUGGAGACGACAGCACGUAAACUCGGCGAUUUCGGUGAGAAAGUGCGAGCGGUAGAAACACCGUUACAGCGCUGCGAGGAAAGAUUACAGGACGCUCUGGCUGCGCCGCCAGCCGUGGCAGCUGAAGCUGUGGCCAGAUUGACGGAUAAUAUACACGCACUGAGAGUGCCGUUGCAGAGCGUGGAGACGGCCGCGGACGAUAUAAUCCGUCUCGCUCUCGAGUGUGGGGGUAAGGAGGAUAGCGAGCGUGCACGCGGCGUACUACAGGCCCAUACCGCCGCCCUCGCCGAUAGACUCACUGAUCUGGAGGCGCGCGCUGAUGAUGCACGAGCUAGACUAGCUGGCGCCACCGCUGCCGUUGCACAGUUCCAGGAUAAAGUUAAGAGUCUGUCACACGAUCUAUCAGACUUAGAGAAAGAGUUGGACACCAUGAAACCUCCUGGACGCGACAUAAAGACGGUCAAGACACAACUUGAUGAUGUCAGUCGCUUCUACAAACGAUUGGAGAAGGCCGACGACUUGGUCGGUGAUAUCGAGAGAGCUGCUGAGAAUUUGGUCGAUAGCGGUUACACUGUUGAUUCUGCUAACACCAGGGAUCAGGUGGAAGGUCUUCGUAAACAGCUGGCCAAGUUGGACGAGCGCGCUCGCUCCAAGGAACAAGAUCUGGAUGAUACUCUUAGCAAGUUGGAAGCUUUCUACAAGGCUUACGACUCUGUUAUGGACGAUGUACAGGAGGCUUCCGAACAAGUCCGCAGCUUGAAGCCUGUGUCCUCAGAGGUGGAACAGAUUAGAUCCCAGCAGAAAGACUUCGGUGAACUGAGACGCCGUACGUUAGAGCCUUUGGGCCAGAACGUGGCCCACUGCAACAAGAUCGGCCAGGGAUUAGUCAGAUCCGCACUCCAGGGGGUCUCUACUCAACAGCUGGAGAAAGACCUGGAGAAAAUGAACGACAAAUGGAACGCACUUAAGGAAAAGAUGAACGAACGCGAGCGGCGUCUGGAUGUUGGACUUCUACAGUCUGGCAAGUUUGCUGAAGCUUUAGCCGGUUUGGAGAAAUGGUUGGCUGAUACUGAAGAUAUGGUCCGAAACCAGAAACCACCAUCAGCUGAUUACAAGGUCGUAAAGGCGCAAUUACAGGAACAGAAGUUCUUGAAGAAAAUGCUGAUGGACCGUCAGAAUUCUAUGUCUUCGCUGUUCGCUAUGGGCAACGAAGUGGCCGCUGGCUGUGAGCCUGGAGAACGGAAGUCUAUAGAGAAACAACUGAAGGGACUGAUGCAGAGAUUCGACGGACUCACGGACGGCGCCCAACAGAGGAUGCUGGACCUGGAACAAGCAAUGAAGGUGGCAAAACAAUUCCAAGAGGAAUUACAACCGUUGGUCGAAUGGUUGGGUACCGCUGAACGCAAAGUAAAAUCUUUGCAACUCGUGCCAACUGACGAAGAGAAGAUUCAACAGAAGAUUAGAGAACACAAGAACUUGCACGAGGACAUCCUGUCAAAGCAGCCAGCUUUCAAACAGUUGACAGAAACUGCAUCUACUCUUAUGGGUCUGGUGGGAGAUGACGAGGCGGCCGCACUUGCUGAUCGUCUUCAAGCGGCCACGGAUAGAUACCAAGCCCUGGUAGACCACAGUCUGAACAUCGGAGAGCUUUUGGACAAUUCACGUAAAGGACUAAGACAUCUCGUCCUCACAUACCAAGAGUUGGCCGCGUGGAUGGACGGCAUGGAACAAUACCUCGCCAAGAGGAAACUGUUGCCGCUGCACAUGGAGAAACUGCUGCGGCAAAUGGACGAACUAGCCGAAAAGACGGAAGAGAUAGCGGCCAAACAAGAAGCAGUAGACUCCACAGUGGAAUCAGGCUUGGAACUAAUGAAACACAUCUCCGGCGAUGAAGCACUCCAGCUGAAGGACAAACUGGACGCGUUACAGCGAAGAUACAACGAUCUCACAUCACGCGGCGCCGAUCUACUGAGGAUCGCUUCCGAGACGUUGCCGCUUGUACAACAGCUGUAUAAUAGUCAUAACAAACUAAACGAAUGGAUGGCGGGCGCUGAGAACUGCCUACAGUCUGUAGAACCGCGAGAAGAAGACAUACUUCGUUUAGAAGCUGACUUACAGGAGUUUAGACCCGUACUUGAUACCAUCAAUCUUGUAGGACCUCAGCUGUGUCAGAUUUCACCUGGAGAAGGUGCCGCGCACGUUGAAGCUUUAGUGACCCGCGAUAACCGUCGCUUCGAUGCGAUCGCUGAACAGAUACAACGAAAGGCUGAACGUCUACUACUCAGCAAGAAGCGAUCGCUCGAAGUGGUCGGCGAUAUGGAGGAAGCGGUGGAAUGGCUGCGUAGCGCUGAGAGCGCUUUACGUAACGCGGCGCCGCCGUCAGCGGACGCGGCUAAAGUUAGACAGCAGCUGAACCAGCAGCGGCCGCUCAGCGAUGACGUCGCUGCACAGCGAGCACGUGUCAGGGAUCUGCUCGCUCAAGCGAAGAAGGUACUCCGUGAAUGCCAAUCGUCGGAGGAGACAGCGGUGAUCCGCGACAGAAGCGAGGAGCUGAAGGAGCUGAUGGAAGAAGUGGGUCAGCUCAGUGCCCAACGUCUCGCAGCAUUAGAACAAGCGCUACCGCUCGCCGAACACUUCGCUGAUACACACCACGGCUUGUCUUCCUGGAUGGACGACAUGGAGAGACAGAUCCAGAUGCUGGCCAUGCCAGCUUUACGCCCCGAGCAGAUCGUCCAACAGCAAGACAAAAACGAGAUGCUGCAACAGUCGAUCGCUAACCACAAGCCUCUAGUGGACAAGCUGGUCAAGACUGGCGAAGCCCUAGCGCGCCUCUGCGGCGAUGACGACGCCGCUAAAGUAUUGGACACCGUCGAGGGAGACUGCGAGAGAUAUAAUGCUCUACGAGCUGAACUCAGGCAGAGACAACAAGAACUCGAACAGGCGUUACAAGAGUCUUCGCUGUUCUCUGACAAGUUGGAGGGCAUGUUGCGUGCGCUAGGUGGCGCUAGAGAUCAGCUCGCACGGGCCGAACCAGUAUCUGCACAUCCGCCCAAGAUACAAGAUCAAAUAGAAGAGAACAACUCGCUCGCAGAAGAUCUGGACAAACGUCAAGAAGCUUACAACGCGGUACAGAGGGCCGCGUCUGACGUCAUCAGCAAAGCGGACCGCAGCGAUCCCGCCGUCAGAGAUAUACGCAACAAAUUAGACAAACUCAACAAACUAUGGGACGAGGUGCAGAAAGCGACAAACGAUCGCGGCUCAUCUCUAGACAGCGCGUUAGAAGUGGCCCGUCGGUUCUGGCAACAGCUAGAAGCCGUCAUGAACACCCUGAGCGAGUUACAGGACACGUUGGCCGCUCAACCACCUCCGGCUGCUCAACCUAGAGCCAUCCAGGCUCAACAGGUGGCGCUGCAGGAGAUAAGGCACGAGAUAGACCAUACCAAGCCAGAGGUUGAGAAAGUCCGUAAGACCGGUUCUACUUUGAUGUCGUUAUGCGGCGAGCCGGACAAACCCGAAGUUAAGAAACAUAUGGAGGAUCUGGACCAAGCGUGGGACACGGUCACCGCAUUGUACGCACGCCGCGAAGAAAACCUCAUAGACGCCAUGGAGAAAGCUAUGGAGUUCCAUGACACGUUACAGAAUCUCCAAGAGUUCUUGGACUCUGCUGAAGAUAAGUUCUCCCGUAUGGGCGCCCUGGGUUCUGAUAUCGACGCGGUAAAGAGGCAAAUAGCCCAACUAGCCUCAUUCAAGCAAGAAGUAGACCCUCACAUGGUUAAGGUCGAAGCUCUGAACAGGAGUCUAGUCAGGCAAGCGCAAGAACUAACGGAGCGCACGUCUUCCGAACAAGCGUCGGCAAUAAAACAACCGUUGACCGAAGUGAACGCGCGCUGGUCCGCGCUGCUACGAGGAAUGGUUGAGAGGCAACAACAACUAGAGAGGGCGCUGCUGAGACUAGGACAGUUACAGCACGCGCUGCAAGAACUGCUCUCGUGGAUACAACAUACCACAGACACUCUUGAUACCCUCAAACCGGUGGCAGGAGAUCCUCAGAUCCUAGAGGUAGAGUUGGCCAAGCUAAAGGUAUUGGUGAACGAUAUAGCCGCUCAUCAGGCAAGCGUGGACACCCUCAACGAUGCUGGCGCUCAGAUACAGAGACACGGUUCCGAAGAAGCGGGAGAAACGGCAGAGAAGCUGGCAACACUGAACAGAAAGUGGAGAGAGUUGCAACAGAAGGCUCGCGAUCGCCAAUCGGAACUUGAGGAUGCACUCAGAGAGGCACAGAGCUUCAACGCGGAAAUAGGUGAUCUGCUGUCUUGGUUGUCUGAAGUGGACGGUGUUAUCGCCGCUUCAAAACCGGUCGGUGGUCUACCGGAAACCGCGUCCGAACAAUUGGAACGAUUUAUGGAAAUCUACAAUGAAAUCGAAGCGAACCGUCCCAAAGUGGAGGCAGUGUUGCAACAAGGUCAGGAAUACCUCCGUCGCCAGGAGAAACCGAAUCCCACCUCACAACUGUCGCUCAAUCUCAAGAAUCUCAAGUCCCGUUGGGACAACGUCACUGCAAGAGCGUCAGACAAAAAGAUAAAACUGGAGAUAGCCCUCAAGGAAGCAACAGAGUUCCACGACGCUCUCCAAGCAUUCGUAGACUGGCUCACGGGUGCUGAGAAAACUCUCGCCUCUGCUAAACCUGUGUCCAGAGUCAUGGACACCCUACUCACUCAAAUCGAAGAACACAAAGCAUUCCAAAAGGAAAUCGGCACCCACCGCGAGACGAUGCUUCUAUUGGACAAGAAGGGAACACACCUCAAAUACUUCAGCCAGAAGCAAGACGUUAUAUUGAUUAAGAACUUGCUGGUUUCCGUACAACAUAGAUGGGAGAGAGUAGUGUCGAAGGCCGCCGAAAGGACCAGAGCUUUAGACCAUGGCUUUAAGGAGGCCAAGGAAUUCAGUGAUAUGUGGAACAACUUGAUGAACUGGCUGAACGAUACGGAACAACAGUUGGACGAACUCAACAAAGAGACAACAGUAAACGAUCCAGAGAAGAUCAAACAGAGGUUGCACAAACAUCGAGACUUCCAGAAGGCUCUAGGCGCGAAACAGUCAAUAUACGAUCAGACCAUGAAGACAGGUAAACAGCUGAAGGACAAGGCCCCCAAGACCGACGAGACCCCCCUCAAGAAUAUGCUCAACGAUCUCAAGACUAAAUGGACUACGGUCUGUUCGAAGGCUGUUGAUAGACAACGCAAGUUAGAAGAAGCAUUACUCUAUUCCGGUCAGUUCAAAGACGCCAUGUCCGCUUUACUCGACUGGCUUAAGAAACAGCAAGUCGCCCUAUCCACCGAUUUACCCGUCCAUGGAGAUCUAGACACUGUUAUGGCGCUCAUUGAACAACACAAGCAAUUCGAGGAGGAUCUCCAUUCUCGAGAACAGCAGAUGCAGUCUGUUAUGAAGACCGGCAAAGAAUUGGAAGCUACGGUACCACGUGAAGACGCCGCUAAUAUUAGACAGCAGUGCAGCGAUCUCAAACAACUAUGGGAGAGUGUCCAGAGUCUGAGCGAGAAGAAAGCUCACAAACUAGAGGGCGCUCUCAAAGAGGCAGAGAAGUUACAUCGUUCAGUGAAUAUGCUGCUCGAAUGGUUGUCUGAUGCGGAGACUCGUCUGAGGUUCUCCGGCCAAUUGCCUGAAGCUGAACUGGAAGCUCAGCAACACCUCAGGGACCAUGAGAAGUUCGUGCGGGAACUGAAGGAGAAACAGAAGGACAAGGAUGAGACGAUCACCCUCGCUCAGUCGAUACUCGGUAAAGCCCACCCUGACGCCGUCACUGUGAUCAAACACUGGAUCACCAUCAUCCAGAGCCGGUGGGAUGAGGUAUGGCAAUGGGCGAUGCAGCGGGGUGCCAAACUCGAAACUCACAUGCAGAGCUUACGGGACCUGGACUUAGUGCUGGAAGAACUGCUGCAAUGGCUGCUAGGACUAGAGAACACCUUGUUAUCAUUGGAAUCCGAGCCUCUGCCCGAAUCUAUUGAGUUACUAGAAGGCUUAAUCGAAGACCACAAAGAGCUGAUGGAGCACACUCAGAAGCGACAGAACGAAGUCGACCGCGUCUGCAAAGCUUACCAGGUCAAGAGUCAAAGCCAAGGCAGGGAUUCGACACCUCGCAAAGUAUCAGCAAAGACUGCCACCAAAGGAACACCUGGUCGCGGCUCACAGCACGACCUGAAUAGGGAGAGAUCUGUUUCACCCGAUUAUUAUGGAUCCAGACGCUACAGUCGCGUGAGUCCUGGUCGUGAGACACCUGAUCGCGCCCUGCCACACUACGGACCGAGGUUCCCGCCGAAGGGAAGCAAAGGCGCCGAGCCCGAAUUCCGUUCGCCACGCGUGAAACAACUCUGGGACAAAUGGAGAACAGUGUGGCUCCUCGCGUGGGAGCGACAGAGACGGCUGCACGAGCGUCUCGCUCACCUGAAGGAGUUGCAACGUGUGUCCAACUUCAGCUGGGACGACUGGAGAAAGAGAUUCCUCAAGUUCAUGAACCACAAGAAGUCAAGGCUGACAGAUUUGUUCAGGAAGAUGGACAAGGACAAUAACGGACUGAUACCGAGGAACGAGUUUAUAGAUGGCAUCAUUAAUACCAAAUUUGAUACUUCCCGUCUGGAAAUGGGCGCCGUGGCUGAUCUGUUCGACAGGAAUGGCAGCGGACUCAUUGAUUGGGAAGAGUUCAUUGCUGCUCUACGACCCGACUGGGUGGAGCGCCGUGGCCCUCCAACUGAUGCUGAUAAGAUCCACGAUGAGGUGAAACGGCUCGUGAUGCUGUGCACUUGCAGACAAAAGUUCAGGGUAUUCCAAGUAGGAGAGGGCAAGUACCGGUUCGGCGACUCGCAGAAGCUCCGCUUGGUCCGUAUAUUGCGUUCUACUGUGAUGGUGCGCGUCGGCGGUGGUUGGGUAGCGCUUGACGAAUUCCUCGUCAAGAACGAUCCAUGCCGCGCCAAAGGACGCACCAACAUCGAACUACGAGAACAAUUCAUACUGGCCGAUGGAGUCUCACAGAGCAUGGCAGCGUUCCGACCGCGUACGCCCCGCUCUAAUACAAAUACACCACCAUCCACUGGACCUAUUACAAAGGUGAGGGAACGCACAGCUAGAUCCGUCCCAAUGUCCGCGGGGGGAGCCGCCGGUCGUGCUUCAAGAUCAUCGCUUAGUGCAGGAACGCCAGACUCACUUAGCGACAAUGAAGCAGCUAGUGGACUAGGAACAAGAUACAGGAAACCAAGUGUGCCAAGAUCAACAUUAACACCUGGAGGAUCACGACCUGGGUCGAGGCCAGGUUCAAGAACCGGAUCGAAACCACCAUCAAGACAUGGGUCAAAUCUUUCUUUAGAUAGCACAGACGAUGUAUCAACACCAUCCCGCAUACCAAUGCGAAAAGUGACAAACACAAGAGCUUCAAUUGCUCGUGCUGCUGCUACUGCAAGCAAACUGGGAGUGACAACACCAAAUGGAGGAUCUCGACCGCGCACACCAACGGGCUUCUUGACACCUGCUAGUGGAAGGUAUCCUAGUGGAGCGAUGUACCGCACGUCCAGUAUACCGACACUGUCUCCGGUGCCGGCGUUAGUGAGGAGCGGGUCGUUUGCCUCGACGGAGGGACAAACUCCCGGCAAGAGUCGCAUUCCUGUACUUAAGGAUCACCAUACUAACUGUAAUCUCAAUAGGCAAAGGACACCUUCAGGCAGUACGACUCCAGUACGCUCGGGCCAGCAGACGGCUGUUUCCCGGCUGCUGCGCAAGCCCUCAGACGCGUCAGACAGCGGUGCGCCAACUACGCCCGCCUCCCGACGCGGCACUCCGUCAUCAUCUCGAACCACGGAGAAACGCGAACCAUUCCGACUAUAAACGAAAUCUCUUUAAGAAUCACAAGUCCCUUUCUAAAUUCUGA
Molecule: messenger RNA, 27679 nt
Organism: Diatraea saccharalis (sugarcane borer)
Lineage: Eukaryota; Metazoa; Arthropoda; Insecta; Lepidoptera; Crambidae
Source: the annotation of a GenBank genome assembly